Molecule: messenger RNA, 1502 nt
Organism: Myxocyprinus asiaticus (Chinese sucker)
Lineage: Eukaryota; Metazoa; Chordata; Actinopteri; Cypriniformes; Catostomidae
Product: anti-apoptotic protein NR13-like
Exons: 3
Coding region: 19-549 (176 amino acids)
Biological process (GO): regulation of apoptotic process; extrinsic apoptotic signaling pathway in absence of ligand; intrinsic apoptotic signaling pathway in response to DNA damage
Cellular component (GO): mitochondrial outer membrane
Molecular function (GO): protein heterodimerization activity; protein homodimerization activity
Source: RefSeq, a predicted model, not a curated record
GACAUAGCUGGGAGGAAAAUGUCCUGUCGGUUGAGGCAACAAACGUUAUUACUGGCAGAAGAUUACAUCGGUUUCUGCAGCGGGAUCCAACAGACGCCUCCCAGUGAGUCAGCAGAGGCCAUGAGAUACCUGGCCAAAGAGAUGGAGCAGCAGCACAGAACCAAAUUCCAAUCUCUCGUCAAGGAAUUACUGGACAACUGUGGAUCAGAUCCCAGCAAGUGUCUGCAGAGCGUGAUGAGGGAAGUGGUGGUAGAUGGGAAACUGAACUGGGGGAGGGUGGUCUCCAUCUUUGCUUUCACUGGAGUGCUGGCCAACGAAUUGAUCUCCAGAGGAGGGAAUUGCGAGUGCUCCCGGAGACUGGCUGAGACCAUAGCGGACUAUCUGGGAGGGGAAAAACAAGACUGGCUGAUUGAAAAUGGAGGCUGGGAGGGCUUCUGCAGGUUUUUCCAAAACGCAAGACUGCUGAACCAAGAGUCGUCAAUGAAGACCGCACUGUUCGCAGCGGCAGGAGUGGGUUUAGCUGGCCUAACCUUUCUCUUAGUACGCUAACAUUUUAGUUGCUCUUCUCUUUCAAACACACACAUACACACACACACGCACACAUCUGCCAUUUUGUUUUCUAUCCAUUUCUGUCAUUUGGCGACGUAAAAACAGCUCUUAAAGAGAAACCGAUCUUCAAGUUCUCAGACAAAGGUUUUUUUGCACAUUUUUCAUAAUCCACACCAGUAAAGGUAGGGACUGGUCAUUCAUACAUGUUGAUUUGUAGAUUCUUAACAUGGCCUUCAGGAAAUAAGAUUGAACUUCUAAUUCUUUGCAUAUCUAAUAUGGUGCUUUUGAUUUUGUAAUUGCUUUUGUCACUUGUUCCUGUGUAAAUCUUGUUAGCUUAAAGAAUGAAACCAGUUUGUAAUGUUUUCUUCAGUCCGAAAACAAUAAGACGCUUCACUGAUCGCAGUCACAAACCAUUGUAGUGCAUUAGUCAAAAUGUGCAUAUGUUUUAUAAUGACAGAGCGAUUCUUGACGGCAUAAGUUUAAUCAAUUUUUGCCUUGACUAUUGGUUUACAUUCUGUCAUUUACACCUUUGCAAUGUCUCUCAGUUUUGUCCUGGAAGUCAUUUGUUUUCAAGGUGCUAGCUUGUUCAACUCCAAGCAUCUGUGAUAUUUUGCCCACUUGUAAGUGACCAGUUUACAUUGUAAAUUUAUUUAUUUACCUCUUUCAGAACAAAUGAUUACUAUUUAGGCAAUUCCCAACAAUUGACAAAACAUUAUAUUUUUGCAUUGUUUAUUUAUUAACUUCUUUCUUAAUAAAAUAAUUUUACUGUGAAGAAAAUGUUUUAUAUCAGAUCUCAUGUAUUUUUGUUAGAAAUUCUUUGGCCUGAAACCAACUCUACACAAGUACAUGAAUGCAAAUGUUUUGCAAGCUUUUUCAGGGCACUUGCACUAGAGUUUGCAAAUCCAUUUAUUUCAAUGGAGAUGGUUCAAGAAAAAUGUAACGAUUAGGAGACU